AUGGACUUAGAGACAUGGUUUUAUAAUAAUAUUAAGAGCAAGAAGAAAGGCUGUGUUGAAGGGAUGCGUAAUAUUUUCUUUGUAGGAAUCAUGAUUAAACUGUUUAAAGUCAAGGAGAAGCAAAGAGAAGUUUCUGAAAAUGCCAAUGGGAGGGGCUCCAUUAAGAACCAGACUGCUGGGGAAUUGCGUCUUCAUAAAGGUUUUUCUGUAAGAGCGUCCCACCAGUGUCAGCUAGGUAUCAGAGAUGACAUCAGCGAGCUGAACCUACCCAAAUCAUGUACCAUAGCAUUUCGAAAUGGCAAGGAUGAUCUGAUGAACUUUGAGGUGUCCAUUCGACCUGACGAAGGAUCCUACAGGGGAGGCAAGUUUUUAUUUUCCUUCCAAGUUUCCCCUAUCUAUCCACACGAAGCACCAAAGGUCAAGUGCAAGACCAAGGUUUAUCAUCCUAAUAUUGACUUGGAAGGGAAUGUCUGCCUCAACAUAUUACGAGAAGAUUGGAAACCCGUGCUCAACAUAAAUACAAUUGUUUAUGGAUUGUACCAUCUUUUUAUGGAACCAAAUCAUGAGGAUCCUCUCAAUCGUGAUGCAGCUGCAGUGUUAAGAGAUGACCCGAAGAGAUUUCACUACAAUGUGAGAAAAGCUAUUGCCAGUUGAUAUGCUGGGCAGACAAUUGAUGGAAAUCGGAUUGUUUUUCGUUAUAGUAAGCAUAGAAGCUGAGAUUAGGAGUUAUUUGUCAUUUUACUUUUUAGGACUUAUUUGUCAUUUUUGACUAUUUUUGGGACUUAUUUGUCAAUUUAGGGUUUGUAUUCCCUCUAUAUAUAGAAGGGUGAGGUGUUUGUUU
Molecule: messenger RNA, 841 nt
Organism: Ilex paraguariensis (yerba mate)
Lineage: Eukaryota; Viridiplantae; Streptophyta; Magnoliopsida; Aquifoliales; Aquifoliaceae
Source: the annotation of a GenBank genome assembly